Pecten maximus is the source of this 763-nucleotide messenger RNA. RefSeq names its product monocarboxylate transporter 9-like. The transcript has 4 exons. NCBI's taxonomy places the organism in Eukaryota, Metazoa, Mollusca, Bivalvia, Pectinida, Pectinidae. The coding region runs from base 11 to 763 and encodes 250 amino acids. Gene Ontology annotation, molecular function: monocarboxylic acid transmembrane transporter activity. The record is from RefSeq and is a predicted model, not a curated record. Gene Ontology annotation, biological process: transmembrane transport; monocarboxylic acid transport.
UCCAUCAGCGAUGUCAGAAGUGACUGUUCACGCGCCGGACGGUGGAUGGGGAUGGUUGGUUACAUUUUCCUCCUUCAUGUCACAUUUCUUGAUUGAUGGAGUGUGUUAUACGUUUGGAGUUUUCUUUCCGGAGUUCCUUAGAUAUUUCGGAGAAAGCAAAGCCAAAACGCAACUGUUAAGCUCAAUAAUGCUUGGAAACUAUUUUGUUUUUGGUAUUGGAUUUAGUAUGAUGUUCUUACCGUCGAUCGUAAUGAUCGGUAUAUACUUCGAAAGACGACGUGCCAUGGCCAUGGGACUGGCUGUUUGUGGAGCAGGAGUUGGCAACUUUGUAUUUGCUCCGCUUGGUAAAUUUCUUUUGGAAGAAUACGGCUGGCGUGGAACCAUGUGGGUCAUUUCUGCUAUCAUGCUCAACGGUCUUUACAUUCCGUUUAAUUUCCUGCCUGCCUUAGCUGGCGAUCUCAAUAUGUCUGCCAAUCAGAGGGCAUUUCUGAUUUCAUUGGUCGGUAUAUCUAACACUGUUACACGUGUUCUGGUUGGCUACGUGACGGACAAACCAUGGGCUAACACUCUGAUAAUCAUCAAUUCUGCCCUGUUAAUAGGUGGAGUAUUUACCUGUUUCGUACCAUUCUACACCACUUUUGUUGCCCUUGCAAUCUAUGCAGUCUUGUUUGGAGCAGUCAUUGGAAAGAGAGAAGUGUGCCCUAACCGGGGAUCGAACCAGAACCCUCGGCUUACUAGUCAGCCGUUCUACCGACUGAACUGA